AUGGCCGAGUGUGGGGAUGUGAAUAUUAUUUUAUCCUUCAAGAUGAAUAAGAAACUAAAUAAAUCUAAUUUAGAAAAUGAAAAAUAUGUAGAUAAACUAUUAGAAUUGUUGGAAAAUGGGGAUGAUUCGGAUAUUGAUGACAGAAGAAAUCCAAAUGGACUUGCCCACAAUUUUAUACCAUAUCAAGGUAGUACCACUGAAAUAAACAGAGACAACGUGAAAAAAUAUGGCCAGAGUAGUGCAAUUGUUUUAGAAUUACUAGAAAUCACAAAGAAAGAAGGUCAUACAGUGUAUUUUGACAAUUAUUUCAACUCUAAUGCUCUUCUUCUGCGAUUAUUGGAAUUGAAAAUGUAUGCUGCUGGUACAGUUCGUAUGAAUAGGUUUUAUAAACCACAUUUUAUAUCUGAUAAAGAUAUAAAAAAGAAGAAAAGAGGCUAUUCCGAAGAUCUAGUUAGUCAGGAUGGCAUUAUCAUGGUAAAGUGGCUGGACAACAAACCAGUUCAUAUGGCUUCCAACUUUGUUGGCACUGGAACAAUUGAUAAAGCAAAACGGUGGGAUAAGCAAAAAUCAGCAUAUAUCGAAAUUGAUAGACCUGAAGUUGUUAGGCAAUAUAACAGCAACAUGGGAGGAGUUGAUCUGCUCGAUAUUUGGAUAGAGUAUAAACAAGAUUGCAUCGAAGCUAAAAUUCAUAAAAAAGAUAUUAUGGAUUUGUUGGAACUUCGUAUGCACGUUUCCAAAAGUUUAAUUUAUAAGAACAAGCUUAAAUAUCACAAGACGUACAGCAAGGAGACCGAUCACGAUGCGUUGCAGAGAAAGAUUGCAUGA
Messenger RNA from Colletes gigas, 825 nucleotides. RefSeq names its product piggyBac transposable element-derived protein 3-like. Lineage: Eukaryota; Metazoa; Arthropoda; Insecta; Hymenoptera; Colletidae. The record is from RefSeq and is a predicted model, not a curated record. Bases 1 to 825 code for a protein of 274 amino acids. The transcript is spliced from 5 exons.